Molecule: messenger RNA, 649 nt
Organism: Pseudovirgaria hyperparasitica
Lineage: Eukaryota; Fungi; Ascomycota; Dothideomycetes; Acrospermales; Acrospermaceae
Exons: 3
Coding region: 216-566 (116 amino acids)
Source: RefSeq, a predicted model, not a curated record
CUGCACUGCGCACGGGCACGCGACUUCGCAUCAUCAUACAGCGGGGCAUAUGCGCGCAUUCACCCAGUGACGUCACACCUCAACCCCUACAAAAUCUCGAUCCAGGACGCACAGCAUUUCCCCAAAUCCCAUCAACAAAUCCUCACUUAACAUACUCACUGUUCACCUCCAAUCAUACACAGCCUCCGAACCUUUAUCUCCAAUCCACAAUCAUCAUGUCUCAAUCCAACGUUGGCAACAGCCAGAUCUACGAGGCCGGCGACCAGAAAAACUACAAAGACUCCGAGAUCAAGGACGCGAAGAAAGAAGAGCGGUUCCAUGAGGGCAAGGAGCACAGCCACAAGGCGCUAGACUCCAAGGAUGAGCGCAGCAUUGCGAACAAGCUUGCGCGCGAAAGCAAGCGUGAGAGCGAGGCUGACGAGAAAACGGAGGAACAAAAGAUGAUUGAGAAGGAUCCUACGCUGUUGGCGAAGAGCCAUGGCAAUGAGCCGUCCAAGGGCGCGAAGAUCGAUAAGCAGAUCCAGGAUGAAGAGGAAGAGGAAUUGAGGAGGAAGGGCAAGGCCUGAGUGGUCUGAGCUGGGAACGGCGACAUGCAAUGCGUGAGCACACGGUUUAUAGAUUCGCUGAACAAAAGUAAUUGAAGACCAGC